Molecule: messenger RNA, 1329 nt
Organism: Phytophthora nicotianae INRA-310
Lineage: Eukaryota; Oomycota; Peronosporomycetes; Peronosporales; Peronosporaceae
Exons: 1
Coding region: 1-1329 (442 amino acids)
Source: RefSeq, a predicted model, not a curated record
AUGGUGGCGCAAGAGAUCGCUUCUGCAGCGCACGAUGCUGGCUGUGCAGGCAACGGAGCGCUGACGAUGGAGAAGAAACUACGGCUUUGGAAACAGGCCAAGCUAGACAAGCAGAGGGCCGCCCAACACCGAAGAAACAGCGUCGCAGUGAUCAGGCAUGGCACUGGAGAAAAAAUAUCGAAUUCAGGUCUCGUGAAGAGGAAAUUUGCAGAGCGUAGCAGGACAAUUACGGACAGAUCAUCAAACACGUUGCGUAGUAGCUUGUCUGUCUCAAAGAAAUCUCGAUAUUCUGAGGUCAUUCGCCAUACAACGUCGCACUCCAGUCCUGUGGCAAAGGAAGUGGCAGCAAUAAAUCGCGAGUUAGCUCCGAAAUCAGCAACGAAAGCGCGGGGCAGUGCCAAAUUUCCUGUUGUUAUUGAAGAUACUCCUGAACCAAGCCUCGUUGAAUGCGACGAGCCAGCACAUUCUCAACUAAACAGGAGUGAGGAUGCUGCCUUGGAAAAGAAGAACCAGACAGCGCCUAGCUUGAAACUACUAGUGCCGGUUAUUACAGUGAAGAAGACAUCGGGGCUGCCAGCUGAGGACCUUAUCAAAGAAAGCAGGCUACCAGGAAUUUUGUGUACUGAAUCCAAUCACGCUAUUCUACCAACAGAAAAGGUUACGGAGGUGCUUACUCCACUCAACAAGGAUCUUCCAACGCAGAUUCCCAGGUCAAUGCCAGUGCUCAACCUAGAUAUACCUGUUGCAACUAUAACUCAGUCUCUUCCAGAUCCAAGCGCGACAUCAGAACCCUCUAAAGACUGGAAUGCAGAUCCUGCUUUGGACAAGGAGAACCAGACAAACGUAAUCGGCUUCCCCAUUCAGAACCUGCGAGCCCCAGUCAUUACCGUUGAGAAGAAACCGGAGCUCCUCGCCAAGGAUCUUAUUAAAGUCGCAAUUAGCUUCCAGAACAGACAUCGAAUGGCUACAGCUCUUAGUGUUUUCAAGCGAGCGUACCACAUGCUCCCUAAAAAGAGCACCAAAUUGGUCGAACGGUUGAUGUACCUCGAGCGAGAGCACCCAAUUGCAGUUGGCCAAGUUCCAUCUCAAGAUAUGUCCACUACAGCUUACAUGGUAAAAGUCCUUGAAUGCGACUUGAUGGCAGUUUUGAACUACGGCACCAUAAAGGAACUCACAGAGCUGCACGCAAUCGGUGCCAAGCGAGCUGAAUUUGUACUGGACAAACGACCUUACCAUCAGCUCGAAGAACUGCAACGAGUGCCCGGCAUCUCGUCCAACGUUGUCGCAAGACUGCACGGACACCACACAAACUGGGAAACCCACCUCUGA